AUGUCCGAAAAACAUCCGAUACAAACCUCACCCCCAUCGCCAACAGCCCUACGCUCUGUCGUCGAAAACGACAUCUACCUCCUCGGCGGCCAAGUGGCUAUCUUGUGCCAGUUCGCGCACCCCGCCCUUGCCAAAGGAAGCUACAACCACUCCUCGUUUGCAAGCCGAAUCCCGCAGCGCCUCCGCAACACGGCGCGCUUUCUGAAUGUCGCCGUCUGCGGCACGGAGGAAGAGAAAAGGGCCAUUUUCAGCGUCAUCCACAAAUAUCACGCACGUGUAAGCGGAGAUGACUAUAGCGCCGAUGACCCCGAGCUACACAAAUGGACGGCUGCCACGUUAUUCGUCUCAAUUGUCCUCGUGAAAGAGACAUUCUUCGGCCGAAUGGAGAAAGCCGAGAUGGAGAACUUGCUACGCGAGAGUGCAAUCUUCGGAACGAGCCUUCGAAUGUCGGCAGACAUGUGGCCACAAAGUCUUGAGGAGUUCUGGAGCUAUUGGGACUAUAACAUCGCCACGCUAGAAGUAACGGACAUGGCGCGCAGCCUUGCAAAAGAUCUGCUGUAUCCGAGGAACCUGCCCAUGAGCAUGGCGUGGUCGCUACCGCUUGCGCGCGUUUUGACAGUGAACUGGUUGCCGGAGCGUUUAAGGCGCGAGUAUAACCUGUACCCGACGCUGACGAGUCAAGCGGCGUAUUUGGGGAUUGUAGCCUGGACGAGGACGGUAUAUCCGUUCUUACCCGAGGGGAUCAGGGGGAGGAGGCAUGCGAUGUACAUGGAGGAUUUGAAGAAGGCUGUCCAGAAGAUAAAAGACACGGGGCAUUGGGCUGGAGUUUGA
Molecule: messenger RNA, 831 nt
Organism: Aspergillus calidoustus
Lineage: Eukaryota; Fungi; Ascomycota; Eurotiomycetes; Eurotiales; Aspergillaceae
Source: the annotation of a GenBank genome assembly